Capsella rubella is the source of this 1426-nucleotide messenger RNA. RefSeq names its product protein REVEILLE 5. NCBI's taxonomy places the organism in Eukaryota, Viridiplantae, Streptophyta, Magnoliopsida, Brassicales, Brassicaceae. The transcript has 8 exons. The coding region runs from base 79 to 1002 and encodes 307 amino acids. Gene Ontology annotation, molecular function: DNA binding. The record is from RefSeq and is a predicted model, not a curated record.
GCAAAAAAAGCUGUACCCAAAUUUUUAUCACAAAGCGAAUCUGAAAACGCAAAGCGAAUCGCGAUUUUCGAGAGCUCUAUGGUGUCUGUAAACCCUCGACCUAAGGGUUUUCCAUUUGUUGAUCCCGUCGAUAUGAGUUUACCGGCUUCCUCCGAAGGAUUUGGUUCGGCUCCGGUCACUGGACGGACGGUGUCGUUUUCCGAAGACCCGGCGACGAAGAUUCGAAAGCCGUACACAAUCAAGAAGUCGAGAGAGAAUUGGACAGAGCAAGAACACGAUAAAUUCCUUGAAGCUCUUCAUUUAUUCGAUCGAGAUUGGAAGAAAAUAGAAGCAUUUGUUGGAUCAAAAACUGUGGUACAGAUACGAAGUCAUGCUCAGAAAUAUUUUCUCAAAGUACAGAAGAGUGGUGCUAAUGAACACCUUCCACCUCCUCGACCAAAGAGGAAAGCUAUUCAUCCUUAUCCUCAAAAGGCUCCUAAAAAUGUUGCUUUUACGUCUCAUGUCAUUGGAUCCCUCCCGUCUUCUUCGACCACACCGUUGCUUGAACCUGGUUACUUGUACAGCUCUGAUCCACAGUCAUUGCUGGGAAACCAGGCUGUCUGUGCAUCUAGCUCUUCUUCGUGGAAUCAUGAAUCAACCAAUCUAACUAAACCGGUGAUUGAAGUAGAGGAACCAGGAGUCUCGGCCACAGCUCUCCCUAAGAAUAUUUGCAGUAAGGAAGAUACAACAGGGAGGGUACGAGUAUUGACAAACCCUAGUAAAGAAGAAAGUUAUGAAAAGCCACAUCUAGUGAUGCCGAAUUUUGCUGAAGUUUACAGCUUCAUAGGAAGUGUCUUUGAUCCUAACACCUCAGGCCACCUCCAGAGAUUAAAGCAGAUGGAUCCAAUAAAUAUGGAAACGGUUCUUUUACUAAUGAGAAACCUGUCUGUAAAUCUGACAAGUCCCGAGUUUGCAGAGCAAAGGAGGUUGAUAUCAUCAUACAGCGCUAAAGCUUUGAAAUAGAGAUAGGAAUAACAGUAAUGUACCUUAUGUGAAAGCAAGAGACAUUCAUCCAAGGUAUGCAAUCCUUGGAUUCACUACCCGAGCAGAACAAAUAGCAAAGACUCUAAGAUGGCUACUGAGUUGUGGUUUGCAUGUCUCUGGAAGUCGCGGUGGAGGAGCACACUUUUGUCUGUCCUGUCUUGUGUAUGUGUGUAAAGAUAAAUAGAUGGUUUUGCAGAGUUAGCUAAAAGUGAGUUUGGGAUCAAUCUUAAGUCUGAAGAGACUUUGUGUAAUAUUGGUUUGGCAGUCGGCAAUCAGCAAAAGAUGUUUUCUUUAAGUGCAGAUCGACACAGUUAAAGAGAAGCCAAGGUUUAAAUUUUCGUUUUGAACAAAUUGUAUACACAAAAGGGAUGAUUUACAUAAUAUAAAAUAAAACAUGAACGUA